Molecule: messenger RNA, 639 nt
Organism: Humulus lupulus (European hop)
Lineage: Eukaryota; Viridiplantae; Streptophyta; Magnoliopsida; Rosales; Cannabaceae
Exons: 1
Coding region: 1-639 (212 amino acids)
Source: RefSeq, a predicted model, not a curated record
AUGCGCAUAAUGCUGCUAAAAACUCAUCUUCAAACUUUGAAGAAAGGUGCUAUGACGAUCUCGGAGUAUGUUGUACAAAUGGAAAGUGUCUCUGACACUCUUGGUCUUGUUGGCUACACAGACUCUGAAGACGAUCUAAUUAUGCAUCUUCUCCAAGUUUUACCUGCUAAGUACGAUGCCACAAUCUCCAGUAUUCUCACUCAAACCACUAGAUCUUUCAAUUUUCAGGAGGUCAAAUCUCUCCUUCUCAGCCAAGAAAACAGGCUAGAGAUGUGGUCUGCUACUCAGACUUUGAAGAUCUCCAAUCCCUCUGCCAAUUUUUCUCAAGCAAAUCAACGCUCCCAAGGCGGUAAUAACAACCGAGGUCGUGGCAAUGAUGGCCACUACAACAACCGCGGUUGUGCCUCUAAUCCAGGGAACUCAAAGCCUGUCUGUCAGAUAUGCUCCAAAGCAGGUCACACUGCAGUGGUGUGCUGGUAUUGCAAUGAAGAUGAUGUUCAGGAAGAGGCAUCUUCACCAGUCAAUGCUUCUCAAACCAAGGCAGCCUUCUUGGUUACUCCAAAAGUUGUGGCAGAUCCAGUGUGGUAUGUUGAUAGUGGAGCCACUGACCACAUAAAUGCUGAUGUUCAAAACCUCUAG